UAAUAGUAUAUAAACCGCAGAUCAUUCAAAACCAGUAUCAGUUUCGAAUACGAAUCACUCCAACAUGCAUUCACUCGUCGUUUUAGCUUUAUGUGUAUUCGGAGUAGCUCUAGCUAGCGGCGGUGGAGGUCAUGGUCAUGACAACGCCCAUUACAAAUUCGAAUACGGCGUCCACGAUCCUCACACCCACGACCACAAAUCCCAACACGAACAUAGAGACGGACACCACGUCACCGGAGGUUACACUCUAAAAGAAGCUGACGGUACCCACAGAAUCGUCAAAUACAAAUCAGGACCUCACAGUGGUUUUGAGGCUGUUGUAGAACGCGUAGGACACGCUCAACAUCCUGCACAUUACGGUAAACACGGACACGGAGGACAUGGAGGACACGGAGGACAUGGGGGAGCUACUAGCUACGUCGGUGUUACCCAUUGGGCUAACCAAGGAAGCGAUGGAAACGAAGAGUGUUAUUUACAGAUUAUUAUUAUCAGUUUAUUCGUAUUCGGAGCAGCUCUAGCUAGCGGCGGUGGAGGUCAUGGUCAUGACAACGCCCAUUACAAAUUCGAAUACGGCGUCCACGAUCCUCACACCCACGACCACAAAUCCCAACACGAACAUAGAGACGGACACCACGUCCACGGAGGUUACACUCUAAAAGAAGCUGACGGUACCCACAGAAUCGUCAAAUACAAAUCGGGACCUCACAGUGGUUUUGAGGCUGUUGUAGAACGCGUAGGACACGCUCAACAUCCUGCACAUUACGGUAAACACGGACACGGAGGACAUGGAGGACACGGAGGACAUGGGGGAGCCACUAGCUACGUCGGUGUUACCCAUUGGGCUAACCAAGGAAGCGAUGGUGGACACGGACAUUAA
Molecule: messenger RNA, 877 nt
Organism: Diorhabda sublineata
Lineage: Eukaryota; Metazoa; Arthropoda; Insecta; Coleoptera; Chrysomelidae
Product: adult-specific cuticular protein ACP-20-like
Exons: 5
Coding region: 65-877 (270 amino acids)
Cellular component (GO): extracellular matrix
Source: RefSeq, a predicted model, not a curated record